AUGCGUCGCGUUGUAGUGACAGGCCUGGGAGCCACGACGCCCUUGGGAGUUGGCGUAAGGCGAACAUGGACUCGUCUUAUUAACAACGAAUGCGGAAUCGUCAGCGUUGCAGAUCUCGAGCCUCAAGCACGAUGGAAAGAGUUGACGAGCACAGUCUCUGGGUUAGUGCCCAGUGGAGAUGGAGAAGGACGAUGGAAGGCAUCAGAUUGGGUCAAUGCAAAUGAGCAAAGACGAAUGUCCAAAUUUACACAAUAUGCUAUCGCAGCUAGCGAUAUGGCUCUCAGGGACUCGGGAUGGGAGCCGAAGAGCGCAGAGCAGCAGGAGGCUACCGGUGUAUGCAUUGGAAGCGGUAUUGGAAAUCUAGACGAGAUCUACGAGACCAGUUUAGUGCAUCAUCAAGACGGCUACAAGAAGGUAUCGCCGUUAUUUGUUCCCAAAAUUCUCAUCAACAUGGCCGCCGGUCAUAUAGCCAUGAAAUACGGCUUCCAGGGCCCCAACCACACAGCUACCACGGCUUGCACGACUGGUGCACACUCAAUCGGAGAUGCAGCACGAUUUAUCACUAUGGGAGACGCCGAUGUGAUGAUUGCAGGAGGUUCAGAAUCAUGUAUCCAUCCCUUGACUUUCGCUGGCUUCGGCAGAGCAAGAUCUCUGUCCACAGCAUAUAACGAUAAUCCCGCAGCCAGCUGUCGUCCUUUCGAUGCUGACCGCAAUGGCUUCGUUGUUUCGGAAGGUGCUGCAGUGGUGGUUCUCGAAGAAUUAGAGCAUGCCAAAGCGCGGGGAGCUCAUAUAUAUGCUGAGAUCAAGGGCUACGGCUGCAGUGGGGAUGCUCACCAUAUGACAGCACCGCGGGAAGAUGGCCAUGGUGCAUAUCUUGCUAUGAAGAAAGCACUCAAAAGUGCAGGCAUCAAGCCUUCACAGGUCGACUAUAUCAACGCACACGCAACAGCAACUCAUGUUGGCGAUGUAGCGGAAACAUCGGCCAUCAGGCGGAUCAUGCUGGGCGAGGAGGGACAUCACAAAGAGUCGGAUGUCACAGUCAGCAGCACCAAGGGUGCAGUCGGACAUUUGCUAGGUGCUGCUGGAGCUAUUGAGGCCCUGUUUUGCAUUCUAGCCAUUCAUGAGGGAGUGGUACCAGCAACAUUAAACCUACAGAAGCCAGACGUGGGAGCUGACUUUAAUUUUGUGCCAAAUGAAGCACAAGAGAAGACAGUUGGUGUAGCUGUGUCCAACAGCUUUGGCUUUGGUGGGACAAAUAGUUCAUUGGAUCCAAGGGUCCAUGACGAUAACACUCCAAGUGCCUCCCAUUCCGCCUUGCCCAGGCCCUUCACGCCAAAUCUCCCUAUCGAACAUACUCUCACAAUGAGCAUGGCCUGCGAGACAUGUCGAACCCAGGCCCGGACCGUCCUCCGGGCUGCAAUGCGAGCCGGCGCAUCACGAGCCGCUGCACCGACGACGAGGAAUUUCCUUCCGCCCGCUGCGAUGGCUACUCGACGACAGUUUAGCAACACGAGCUCGAGGAGUCUUCUCAAGGGUAUUGGAAAGUCUAUGGCGGAGCCGUAUCGUGUGUUGGGUGCGACGGAGCAGCUUUUCAAGGCUUCAGCGAAGGCGGCGGAUUAUCAUAUCACUGAGAAGGAGAGGAAGGAUGAUCAGGUGCAGCUUGCGGAGGAUGGUGAAGAGAUUGGACACUCUCUGAACCCUGAUAGUCCCUGGCAUCACACCUUCAAACUCCCUCCAACCUUCAGCACCUGGUCCCACGUAACCAUGCUUCACCUCUACCUAAUCAACACCCGAAUACGCUGCUUCGACCGCGAGGGUUUCCAAAACUGGCAGCACCAGCUCACAGACCACUUCUUCUUCGAGUGCGAGAAAAAGAUGCACAUCGACCACCACAUCACAUCGAGCGCCCUCCGCCAACGAUACCUCAAGGACAUUUUCGUUCAGUGGCGCGGUCUCCUGCUAGCAUACGACGAGGGUCUUAUCAAGGGUGAUGCAGUGCUAGCAAGCGCCAUUUGGCGAAAUCUGUUCAAGGGUGCUGCUGAUGCGGAUCCCAGAGCUCUGCUUGCUAUUGUAGGAUGGAUGAGAUCGACAUUGUUGCAGUUUGAGGCUGUGUCGGAUAACAAUCUUCCUGCCCAGUUACCGGCGAUUAUGGCUAAGCCGGUGGAUGUGUUCUGGACGAGGUUGGAGAAGCAACUUGGUGGACAGCAGGAGGAUAGUCUUCCUGCUAAGGAGGUGAAGGAGGAGCCUGUAUCAACAGAGGAGGCAGCCAAGGUUUCAGCGAACUAA
Fusarium redolens is the source of this 2286-nucleotide messenger RNA. RefSeq names its product thiolase-like protein. Bases 1 to 2286 code for a protein of 761 amino acids. Gene Ontology annotation, biological process: fatty acid biosynthetic process. The transcript is spliced from 5 exons. Gene Ontology annotation, molecular function: 3-oxoacyl-[acyl-carrier-protein] synthase activity. The record is from RefSeq and is a predicted model, not a curated record. NCBI's taxonomy places the organism in Eukaryota, Fungi, Ascomycota, Sordariomycetes, Hypocreales, Nectriaceae.